UGUUUCACGGUACUAAUGAAAACUCAUGUGAGUUACUUUGCGAGUUUUUUGGCAAUCUCUUGCUUCGAGAUCGGUUUCAUCUCUCCAACGUUCAUAGCGGACUCAUAUUCCCUGAGCGCUCAGAUUUAUUCUGGUUUCGUUGAGAUAUUCCAGCUUGUGGGAUUGUUUGUGGUAGGACCACGCCUGAUCCUUGGUGUUCGAGAAUAUCACGCUGAGCUCGUGGCCAACUCUGAUACGGCAAGCGCUAUGGCUUCAAUUGCUUUUGAGGAGCGCGUCCAUGUGUCAACUAGCAGUAGUGUGUAGUGCAGGAGAUGCUCG
Suillus subalutaceus is the source of this 318-nucleotide messenger RNA. RefSeq lists its product as uncharacterized. NCBI's taxonomy places the organism in Eukaryota, Fungi, Basidiomycota, Agaricomycetes, Boletales, Suillaceae. The record is from RefSeq and is a predicted model, not a curated record. The coding region runs from base 16 to 303 and encodes 95 amino acids. The transcript is spliced from 3 exons.